Molecule: messenger RNA, 306 nt
Organism: Knipowitschia caucasica
Lineage: Eukaryota; Metazoa; Chordata; Actinopteri; Gobiiformes; Gobiidae
Source: the annotation of a GenBank genome assembly
AUGUAUGAGGCCCCUGUGGGAGGUGAACCUGUCUCGGCUGAGAUGGUUGACUUGACUGAGGCGUUGGUGGAUAUGGUGAUUGAGGAUUCCCAGCCCUUUUCCAUUGUGGAGGGAACUGGCUUCCGAAAGCUUGUGAAAGCUUUGGCACCAUCUUGUGUUCUUCCCACGCGGCAGACUUUGAAAGCCAUGGUGGAGAAGAGAUACAGGGAAGCCAAAGACAAGGCCAAAGUGGACAUUCUUCAGGUGGGGCUGCACGAGAGCAAUCAGCUUCUUCACCUCAUCCAAGUGUUCAGCAGCCACGUCUGA